Messenger RNA from Aethina tumida (small hive beetle), 2994 nucleotides. Its product is annotated as E3 ubiquitin-protein ligase TRIM37. The transcript has 14 exons. Gene Ontology annotation, cellular component: aggresome; peroxisome. Gene Ontology annotation, biological process: protein autoubiquitination; negative regulation of centriole replication. The record is from RefSeq and is a predicted model, not a curated record. Lineage: Eukaryota; Metazoa; Arthropoda; Insecta; Coleoptera; Nitidulidae. Gene Ontology annotation, molecular function: ubiquitin protein ligase activity; ubiquitin protein ligase binding; tumor necrosis factor receptor binding. The coding region runs from base 162 to 2813 and encodes 883 amino acids.
GCUGUAAAACGAGUCAACAAAAGAUUUGCAAAUAUAACUGUUGUUUAUAAAUCCUUUGUUUGCGGACCAUAUAAACAACCAGAACCCAACCAGAGGAAGACCAGUCGCAAUGAGUCAUAUCGAGUAAAAACAUCGCAGUGUGCGGCAGGUUUUCAGUCAAAAUGGCUUCAAGAAACAAGCCCGGAUCUAAAAAUGACGACCCCACCGUUGAGUCAUUGGCUGAGGUCUUCAGAUGCUUCAUUUGCAUGGAAAAACUCAGGGAUGCUCACUUGUGCCCUCAUUGCUCCAAACUUUGCUGCUAUGUGUGCAUCAGGAGGUGGUUGACUGAACAACGGUCGCAGUGCCCACAUUGUCGGGCUUCCUUGCACCUUCAUGAGCUGGUCAAUUGCAGAUGGGUUGAGGAGGUUACUCAGCAGUUGGACACUUUGCAGGCUGUCAGCUUGAAUGGGAGCAGGACUGAUGAGAAUGACAGGGACAAGUGCAUUUCUCAUCUAGAGAAACUGUCAGUGUACUGUUGGACAUGUCGUUGCUGCAUCUGCCAUCAAUGUGCUUUGUGGGGUGGCACCCACUCUGGCCACACAUUCAAACCUCUGGAUGAAGUGUAUGAGCAACAUGUCAGUCAGAUUAAGGAUGAAGUGGCCCAAUUAAGGAGAAGACUUAUGGAAUUGAUCAGUAUUGUACAGGAAGUUGAAAGGAAUGUUGAGUCUGUGAGGUCAGCAAAGGACGAACGUGUUCGCGAGAUUAGAAACGCAGUGGAAUUGAUGAUUGCCAGACUGGAUUCACAACUAAAGACUAAAUUACUAACACUGAUGGGUCAGAAGGAUUCUCUGACACAGGAAACUGAACAAUUAGAACAUCUCCUUCAUGAGAUUGAGCAUCAGAUGCAUACUUGUACUCGCUCAGAACUGAUUUCAAAGAGUAGCGAAUUGUCAAGGAUGAUUCACGCAAUCCGUAAGAAGCCAAUGACCAGUUUCGUAACUGCGCCAGUUCCUGCAGAUUUUCAUAGCGAAAUAGUCCCGGCGUACAACAGCAGCACGUUUGUGAUGCACUGUUUCUCCCAACUUCAAAGAAAGGCGGACCCCGUUUAUUCCACUCCCAUGCACUGCAAUGGCCUUUGUUGGCGACUGAAGGUCUAUCCCGACGGCAACGGCGUUGUCCGAGGAAACUACUUGUCCGUGUUUCUGGAACUGAGUGCCGGAUAUCCGGAAACAUCAAAGUACGAGUACCGCGUUGAGAUGAUACACCAAGCGAGCAGGGACUCGUCCAAGAACAUCGUAAGGGAGUUUGCGUCCGACUUCGAGGUGGGCGAAUGUUGGGGCUACAACAGGUUCUUCCGGUUGGACCUGCUCGCCAGCGAGGGAUACUUGAAUGUGGCGUUGGACACCCUAGUACUCAGGUUCCAAGUACGCGCCCCUACGUUUUACCAGCGCUGCCGCGAUCAACAGUGGUACAUAAACCAGCUGCAGACUGUCCAAAACCAAUACAUUUCCCAAAUUAACGAGUCGAAGGAAAGACUGGCGGCGGAGAUAUCACGGAACGCGGUCGCCGCCACUUUGGGCAACGGUCAGUCGUUGGAUAUGGGAGGGGUGGCGUUGGUGAAGAGUCUCUACAAUAUGACGCUCUCUAAUACUGAUGCAGGGGACCAAGCGGCGGCUUCUAGUUCGCAAAGAAACUUGCCGGAGAAAGGUUACUCCGUUUCUGGAGACUUGAACUUGUGUAACAAAAGUUUGCUGUCUCUAAAGAGUGCGACGCUGGAGGCCCAAAAAUCGCAGGACUGCGCCUGCAGUUCCUCAACGUCACAGUCAGAUGCGGCAAGUACGACUUCGUUGGCAUCAAUGCAGCCGUCGCCGUUGAAGAAAGCUUCAGAGGAGACCAACAAUUUAAACAGAAGUCAGGAUACUCCAAGGCCCAUGCUCGGUCUUGGUGUGUCUAUGAGCUCACCAAACUUGUUCAACAUGUCCUGGGCCUUGAGCAACAGCAGCAGUGAGAGUGAAAUGAGCGAGCCUGAGAAUGACUUUGAGCCAGAAGCUGCUAAUUUGACUCACGCAGGUGGUGAAAUCUCCAACGACGAAAACGAUGUUGACUUGGAGACAAUGUCUGGAGAGAACGACGUGGAGUAUGCAGAGUUCUCGAUGGCCCAACGUUUAAUGCUGCGCGAGUCCAGUCCUGGUUUGAACACGCAAGGCGCCACCGCUUUGCCGAGAACAUUCGAGGAGAGGCUCAAGCAAUUGAAGUUUCAUCCUAACCAGUUCGGAAACUCCGUAUUCUCCAACGUACCCAUUAAAGACGUUGCCGAAUCACAUGUGCCAAAGUCUGAAGACGCCAGCGCCGUCUCUCUAGAAAACAAAAAGAAACUCAAGCAUCGUUUUAAGGGAACAACAGAUCAAGUUACGCCCAGUACCUCAAGCACUGCUGGUGGGUGGUCUGAAACUGUGCCAUUGAGCCAAAAUACAAAAGAAUCUGUGAUGGGGCCAUUGGAGUCAUUCUUAAGGUCUAUAAACUGUUAUCCGGAACAUGACCAGAAUCGCAAAAAGGAUUGUCCUAAAGAUAAGCGCAGAUCUUCGCAGAGUCAGUCUACCACUCAAACUUCACCCGUUUUUGCGCUACCCUUGCUACAACCUUCAUCACCUCCUCCAUUGAGCGACAACAUCGACAGCGUACAACCGUCUUCGUCUACAGGUUUCAGUUGGACUCCGUCUCUGUUGAGCCAAAGACGGCCUGGUAAGUCUCCUAAGGGGAUGCAGAGUGAGAGUGCUAAGCCUGAGAAAGAUGCCAAGGGUGGAAGGUUAGACUCACAGCCUAAUUCCGCAUAAUUUGUCAAGCUAUUCAUGAUAAUCUCUAAGUGUUAUAUAAGAUCCAAAUUAGAAUAUUAGUGAAUUAACAGUAAUUCUAAUGAAAUUUAAUGCUUUCAAUGGGAAAAGUUUCUUAUUUAUUUAAUUAGUUUAGUUUUGAGUACUUAAUUAUUUUAUAUUAUAUUUAAAGACUAAGAUGACA